Messenger RNA from Schizophyllum commune H4-8, 574 nucleotides. RefSeq lists its product as uncharacterized. The record is from RefSeq and is a predicted model, not a curated record. NCBI's taxonomy places the organism in Eukaryota, Fungi, Basidiomycota, Agaricomycetes, Agaricales, Schizophyllaceae. Bases 97 to 525 code for a protein of 142 amino acids. The transcript has a single exon.
UUGCUCGCCACCUCCUCCAAUAUCGCCCUCCCUACCGAUCUUCCAUGACCGCCCUCCCUACCGAUCCUUCAUGAUCGUCCUCCUCACCCAUCCUCCAUGAUCGCCCUCGGACUUCGCGCAUAUACGCGCCCCUCUCGCCUCGGACACCUGCUUCUCGUUUCGUUUCGUCUCGCAUGCAUACAUUCCAUCCUUGGGUUCCCUCGUACUUAUGUUCGCCGCCAUCGUACUCAUCACGUUCGACGCCCUCGUCCCCUCGCUUGCAUCUAUUCCCUUGUCUGCAUACAUUUCCAUUGUCCGCCUUUGUUCAUUUAUCGCCUUCCGCCCGCGAUCGCGAGUAGCCUUCCUCCCGUGAUUGCUUCACUCACCGCCGGCCGUGUAAGACUCGGUCGUCGUGUCCAAGUAUGUUACGCUCCGCAUAUUCACACACAAACACCCUCCUUGUGGUCUUCUUACUGUGCUCGUGGUUUUCCUACCGUGUCGCUCUGGUCCUUACAUGACCAUUGCUCGUGGUUCUUAUGUAAGUGAUCAUCUCGUCGCGCAGCUGCAUGCACUCGACGCGUCGCGCAGCUGCAUA